UGUCAGACUCAGAUCCGAGGGAGACGAGCUAGCCGCCAUUUUCUAAGCGUCUCUCCCUAAAACCAGAGAAAAGGGCUCGGGGCGAACUGCCAUCUGUAUUACGUUUCUCUUUCCGCGAACCGGGAUUUUCGCAGACGGAUUGCGGUGUCAUCGCAUCCAGUUGAAGUGAUUAUUGCUAGGAAGGGCAGUUUGAAGGCCUGGUCUUUAUUCGCGGCGGCGAGGCGAGCGGAGCUAGCUGGCAGCAAGGUGGAGAUCGGUGAUUCGCCCAUUGCUGGUUCCGGAACGAAGCCCCACGGCUCCGUCAACCGGACUUUUUCCGCAUUCUGGUUGCAUUUUUGGAGUAAUUAAUGGCCAAGUGAUCGACCCAAACCUCGUUUUUUGUGUUGGUGCACUUGUUUUUUUCCACCAAAACUGCGGGGGACUGUUGCCGAAAAUCCCUCGGAUAGUGCAACCUCGUCACGUGGCUGUCCUCUGGAGGGGCAGUAAGCGGGAGGAGUGGAGCAGGCCGCGGUGCCCGUCCCUCUGCACUGCAUGGCUGCGAUGGCGCCCGCUCUCACCGACGCCCCAGCUGAAGCUCACCACAUUCGCUUCAAACUGGCUGCCCCAUCUUCAAGCCUCUCUCGAGCCAGUGCAGAGAACAACGGAAACGCCAGCAACAUCCUCAUCCAUAGCAGUGGCCCUGCUAAGUGCAAGGUCAACUCUGAAGAGUGCCCUCUUGACUUUUGCAGCGGCAACCAGGAACAGCAGCAACAACAGCCCCAACCCAACCCUUCAUCCCAGGCCUCGGCCCUGGGCAAACUCCAGCCAUUGGUGGCUUCCUAUUUAUGUUCUGAUGUGACACCUGUUCCUUCAACAAAGGAGUCAAUCAAGUUGCAAGGAGUCCUCAUCAAACCAUCUGUGUUGAAAGGCCACGGAAUACUUCCCAGUUCCCUGCUCAACGGUGGAGGAGAAUUCCUCUUGAGGAAGAGGCAGGCUAUAGAGCUCUCUGGUGGCCAGCUUAAAAGCCUCAUGAGUGGCAGCACUAACGGGAGUGGCCAGCCCAUGGCACCUGUUAAUGGUCUGGCCAAGAAGCUGACCACUAUGUCCGGCUCUGGCUGUGUGGUUGCAGUAAAUGGUGAUAAACCUUCGGCCACGACAGAUUCUCAGUCCCAGAACCUGCUACUGGACUCUGAGACCUUGACAGAUACCAUAUCAGGGCAAGCCCUGGUGAAAGGAACCCUUAAACAGAAACAUUCCUCUGGGGUUUCUCAAAAUACAGAUGGAAAAAACCGUGAACCACCAGUGUUUCACUCUGCUGCACUUUCUCCCCUCACACAUGAUAAUUCGGACUCCACUGAACAGUUGCAUUCGGAUGAGGCUGAUUUACACGCACCUUCUAGGCAGCCACAAAGUUCUGAUAGGGAGAGACCAAGUAGUAGUCAGCAGGGCUCCCCACCUUGCACCACUGCACCACAGACUCUACCCUCUAGUUCUUCCUCCGACAACCUUGAUGCUCAUGUUCGGGAACGCACACUUCUUAACAGCAACCGCCAAACUGAGAUUGAAAGUAGGCUUCGGCGCCUGCGCAAACGUCUUCAGGUGGUACAGGCUAAGCAGGUAGAGCGGCACAUUCAGCAGCAGCUAGGUGGAUUCUUGGACUCUGCUCUUAGCAGGCUAGUAGCUGGUAACCGAAAAUCAGAGGCUGCUACCCCCUCAGCUUCAUGGAGGAUUGGUCGCCACUCUUCCUCAAACAACAGAGACGGCCUAAGUCGGUUCCUGAAAAGUGGCUCCAUGUCCUUGGAAUUGGAGAGGCUGUAUUUGAGUGGAUCAGCAAACCUUCAUUCAGCAGAAAGCGCCUUUGACUCAGAUGUUACAGAAAGUAGCUCUGGUGGCGACACAGACCUGGAAGAGGAUGAGCUGUCAAGGGUGGACAUUGAGCAGCGGCAUGUCAAAAUAUGGAAGCGAGCAGAGAGCCGCUACACUGUGGAGAGAGCUGCUAUCAUCAGCCACUGGAACUGGCUCCAGGCCCACAUCUCGGACCUGGAGUACCGCAUUCGGCAGCAGACGGACAUCUACAGGCAGAUUCGCGCCAGUAAGGGCUCGGUGGAGUUGGGAGGUGUUGCCCCUGGCACUGUGCUCGCAGGUGGGACAGAGGUGAAGACGGAACCUGUAAAUACACAGGAUGUUGGUUCAGAACGGCUAGAGCACACAGGCACCACCCCCAUCACCAACACAGAGCAGGGCCCUUGGAAAGGUCAAAAUGGGCAACCAGUUAAUGGCAUCCUCAGCAGGGUGGUGGACGGUGCAGACAGCAAGCACCAGCAGCCCAUGGCCUACGACAGCACAUGUGUGGCCGCCCGUACACGGCCGCUAGUCAGCUGUCGGCGGCGGCGGCUCAUUCAGCCAAACACAGUGCCCAACCUCAACGGCAAGACCCCAAGAAGCAACUUUGUUCAGUGUAACUGCAGGGUGAACCCCAGCUGUGCGAUGUGUGGUGGCUGGCCCACCCCCAGGGACGACCCACAGUACGAACUGCCCACCCUGGACCGCCUGUCAAGGCUGGAUCUUGGCGUCCAUCCCAUCCUCUCAUUCCCUGAUGAUGUUUGUAUAGGCCUGCGUCUGCAGCAGGUGAUGAAGAGCCAGUGGCAGAUGAAGUCACUGGAGAGGAGCAAACCACUGAAGAAGUUCUCGCUCAAACACAAGCUCUCCUCGUCCAAAGAGAAGCACAAGUUCACCAACUCGCUUAUGGCAGUCAGACUUGGCCACUAUAAAAACCGUGCUGAGAAGUCGAGGACUGUGGACAGCAGCAUGGGCAGCAGCAGCGCUGUGCUGAGCACGGCCAGGCUGGAGGGCCAGGCUGGGUGCAAGACUGAGCGGCUGCACGGCCACUCCACAUCCUUGGGGCCUUACGAUAAGAGCUACAGUCGCAAGAGAUUAAGAGAGCACUCACUGGACCGGGCUGACUCCUCUCCUAAACUUUUCAUGGACUUGAGCAGCCCAUGCACGGCCGUGUCCAACAUGCACUCAUCCCUUCAUAGCCCUCUAACACGCCAGCUGUCCACGUCUUCAGAGAACUCCACGCCGCUGGGCUCUAGCAGUCAGAGUGUCCCGAGUACACCUCAGCAGCCGAUCAAGAGGCGGCGAGGUGAAAGCUCCUUUGACAUCAACAACAUAGUGAUCCCCAUGUCUGUGGCCGCCACCACCAGAGUGGAGAAGCUACAGUACAAAGAAAUUCUCACCCCCAGUUGGCGAUCAGUGGACAUCUUCUCUCUGCCCAUAACUGAGGAGGAGAAUGAACGUGAGGUGGAGGACCUCACAGACGCAGCCUUCGUCCAGAUCCACCUGCCCUAUGAGGAGCAGGAGCGUUCCCGCUGGUCUUGGAUGGCCCUCGCUCCUGCUCAGAGGAGGGGCAGCAGGUCGUAUAAAUCCAUCGAUGGGCGAACCACGCCGCUGCUCUGCGGGACCAACCCUCCCACCCCUCAGCCUGCGUCCCCGGACCCCGGCCACUGCCCCCUUCUCCACGACUACAGCCACAUACCGUCACCAAUGAGCCCAGCAAGCCCGGAUGCCUCCUCCAACCCCCACACGCCGUGUUCCAGGGACUCUCAUCGGCUGCUGUCCAGUGAAGACACGCGCUGCUCAACGCCAGACUUCACCUUCGAAGAACGGACGGUAGCGCCGUGGGAGCGGCGCAGCUUCCCCCUGGCAGAAGACCCAGCCCCCGAGCCCGAGGCAGACCCUGACCACAUCAGGCCCAGAAUGCGCACCAUCUCAGGUUGCCGAGCAACAGCUUAUGGACGUCUGGACUCCGAUGACAUGGAGCUGCCUUGUGGCGAUGACAACGGCUCCAAACAGCGAAUCUCUGCCCACCGAUGAGAGGUGGACGUGCAGAGGUGGCCCGGCUGGCCCACACAGCUCCUCUCUGGCAUUAACAAGCAGAACCUCAAAGCAUAAUAAGAUAUUAAAUGGGUUCCUGUUGUUUGAUAUUCAAACAUCAGUCUAAUACUUUUCACAGUUUUUAGUGAAUAUUAAGGAGAUAGAAGCCUUUCCCUACAAUUGUUUUUGUCACAGGAAAAAAAAGAUAAAUAUUUAAAAAAAAAAAAGUAUAAAACAACACAUUACAAAAAAUAAGUUCUGUAGUAAGCUAAACAAUGUACAUGGGGGCUUAGUGGUGUUUCAUAUGUCGCGUAUACACUUGUAGCGCACUAUGUAGCGGACUCAUCAAAAUAUGGCCAAAGGGUGUUUUCUAUUGACUAGUUUGCUUGUAAUUCCCAUGUACAUUUUUAGUGAAGUGACAAAUAACAAAACAAGGAAAAAAAGUCCUUUCCCCACACCCUCAUCCACCUCCUCCACAGAAACAGGUACAUUUGAGAUGUGGUUCCCUCCCUCUGCCUCUAGAGGUCGCCUAAAAUCACCACAGCACUUCCCAUACUGCCAGGUCUCAUUUUGCUGGUUUGCUUGUUUUUUUGUUGUUUUUUUCCCCCCUUUCAUGACAUGUUUUUGUUUGUUUCUGUACCCGAGUAACACCAUGUUCUUUGUGUGCGUUUUCUUUCUUUUUUCCUUUGUUCUUCAUAAUAAAUCAUUCCUCUUAAGCCUCCGCGGAGAGCUCCAAUCUCGCCCCACAGCUGCCUCCUCUCGAUUGUCAGCCGAGGUGGGUGUUUCUUUGUUUGUUUUGUUUUCUUUCCCUCCCCUACACUUAACCGGCAAAAAGCUGCUGCAUGCUGAAAACAAUAAAGCCAAUCUUAUCACAACACGGAUCGCAGCUCCUUUCUCUCCUGCUGGGAUGGCAGCGGCGCAGGGUCCGACUGGCACCGCCAGCAGGAUAAUAUCACUGCUUUCAUCUCGGGUUCCAGUUCAGCUCAACAGGUUUUCAGAUCUUCAAUAUGUAGCAGCCACCCCGAGCUCAGGUUCUUCAAGGGAAUAUUUUCUUCUGUUCUCUGCUUCAACUUUUCCUCAGAUUGAUCAGAUCUUGAACGGAUUAUUAUUUUUUGUUCCAUCUCAUCCCGAACUCAUCCUACAGUAUCCAUAUAAUUAUACACUCUGACCCCACCCCCUCCACCUUAACUAAUUGCUAUGCAAAAAACAAAAAAAGAUGUAUGGGUUUCAUUUUACACCUUUUUUAUGUCACAACCAUUCAGUCACUGUUUUUUUCUUUCUUUUUUUUGUAGUCAAGCAAGAUGUCAAUGUACCUGUUCGAUUGUUGCAAGUUAACCUAAUCAAAAAUCAGAAUUGUUUUUUUUGUAAAUAGUACCAUUAAAACAUUUAUGUUU
This is a messenger RNA of Cololabis saira (Pacific saury), 5249 nucleotides long. RefSeq names its product KAT8 regulatory NSL complex subunit 1-like. Gene Ontology annotation, cellular component: NSL complex. Gene Ontology annotation, molecular function: histone acetyltransferase binding. The transcript is spliced from 15 exons. NCBI's taxonomy places the organism in Eukaryota, Metazoa, Chordata, Actinopteri, Beloniformes, Belonidae. The record is from RefSeq and is a predicted model, not a curated record. The coding region runs from base 532 to 3855 and encodes 1107 amino acids.